AUGGAGAAAGAUUUGGUUCACCGUUUCCAUAAAAGGAAAAGAUCCAGCAGCAAUCCAGUCCAGAAACAUACGCGACGCAGGCUUACUACUAUUGAAUAUGAAUACAUACCUCUGCCGGAAGAUGAAGAAGAAGAACUGGUAGAGGAGGAAGUAGUUGAGAAAGUGGUAGAGAAAGAAGAAGAAGAAGAACCAGUAGAGGAGGAAGAGGAAGAAGAUCCAGAAGAGGAAGAAGAAGAAGAACCAGUAGAGGAGGAAGAGGAAGAAGAUCCGGAAGAGGAAGAAGAAGAUCCGGAAGAGGAGGGAGAAGGCUGCGAAAUUGAGUUGGAAGACUAUGUGCAUUGCCAAGGGAGUGAAAAUCAUGAUGAGGAUGUUGGAGAAAACAAUCCUAUGGAAGAUGAUGAAGCAACAUCUAAGUUUAAGGGCAUAGACCCUAUUUCUGCCACCCUUUCUAACCCUAAAGUCCUCGACUGCUGCAGCUGCUGUCAACCAUUGACUAUUCCUGUCUUCCAGUGCGAGAAAGGGCAUUUUGCUUGCUUUACCUGUUGUGCUCUUGGAAGGGAGUGUCUUGAGUGCUCAUCUCGCAUUCAUUACAACCGUUGCAAAGCUAUUGAGAAAGUGUUGGAAUCUAUUAACAUAUCAUGCCUUAAUGCAAAAUAUGGUUGCAAAGAGACAUUGAGUUACAGUGAAAGGAAUAACCAUGAGAAGAAAUGUAUCUACAUUCCAUGUUUAUGCCCACACAAAGGUUGUGACUUUAUACAUUCCUACAAUAACUUACAUUCCUACAAUGAUUUUUAUAACAGUUGCAUGAUAGCAGUUACAUUCCUACAAUAA
Gastrolobium bilobum is the source of this 831-nucleotide messenger RNA. Its product is annotated as E3 ubiquitin-protein ligase SINA-like 5. NCBI's taxonomy places the organism in Eukaryota, Viridiplantae, Streptophyta, Magnoliopsida, Fabales, Fabaceae. Bases 1 to 831 code for a protein of 276 amino acids. The transcript has 3 exons. Gene Ontology annotation, molecular function: zinc ion binding. The record is from RefSeq and is a predicted model, not a curated record.